This is a messenger RNA of Rhizophagus irregularis DAOM 181602=DAOM 197198, 482 nucleotides long. RefSeq lists its product as uncharacterized. NCBI's taxonomy places the organism in Eukaryota, Fungi, Glomeromycota, Glomeromycetes, Glomerales, Glomeraceae. Gene Ontology annotation, biological process: mitochondria-nucleus signaling pathway; chloroplast-nucleus signaling pathway. Gene Ontology annotation, cellular component: chloroplast. The record is from RefSeq and is a predicted model, not a curated record. Gene Ontology annotation, molecular function: protein binding.
GAGGAAUCAAAUCAACAGUCUUAACAUAUUAUUAGUCUUAUUAGAGCAACGAUUUUACGUGAAGAAAAGGAACGCGCGAAGGAAUUUUUUCGUGAGAUGGAAUCUGAAGGAAUCAAACCCAAUGUUUUAAUCCUUGAUUCUUUGGGGAUCACCGGAUUAGACGCUAUUCAAAAAUUACAAGAUUCGAACGGUAUAAAUUUAAAUUUAUUAGAUUAUAAUACACUUUUACGUGGAUGUUUGAAUAUGAUGACGCGAUCAAAAUUUUUAAUAUUAUGCAAGAAAAUGAAGUUUAUCCAACCAAGUCUUGCAACUUAUACUAUUCUAACAGGUACUUAUUUACAGAAUAAUGAAAUCGAAAAGGCUAUAGAAUUAUUUAACAGGAUGAAAAAUGAUAAUGUAUCUCCGGAUUCACAAAUUUAUACUUUUAUGAUCGAUCUUUAUUGAUACAUAAAAAUAUUGAUGAAACGUACAAAUUAUUAUUA